This is a messenger RNA of Stegastes partitus (bicolor damselfish), 1584 nucleotides long. RefSeq names its product ankyrin repeat domain 33Bb (gene ankrd33bb). The transcript has 5 exons. The coding region runs from base 1 to 1584 and encodes 527 amino acids. NCBI's taxonomy places the organism in Eukaryota, Metazoa, Chordata, Actinopteri, Pomacentridae. The record is from RefSeq and is a predicted model, not a curated record. Gene Ontology annotation, molecular function: protein binding.
AUGGUGUUAAUAACGGAGGAACAAAGUGGAGGUUCAAAGGUUCAAGAGAAUGGAGUGGCGAGAGGAGUUGGAGUCAGCGAAAUUGAGUUUAGAACCAGCACAGUGGCUAUGGAUGCACCUGUCAUCACCGCGGUUGACGAAGACGGGCAGGAGUGUGAGGUGUCAGACGAGGAGAAUAGUGAAGAAAGCGAGGUUGAUUACACGAGGAACUAUUGGGAGGAUGAGGACGAUAUCUACCAGGAGUUUGAGGAGUUGGACUUCGAGUCCCUGCCGGAUCGUUCGGACACGCGGAGCAUCGCCUCAGACGAUUCCUUCUAUCCUCCAGACAGUUCAGUUGCCUCUUUUGCCAUGUACCGUUCGCCGAGCCCCGACAGCCCCGAGCCCAUCUCCUUCUUCAAGGCCUGCAGCAACAACAACGCCAUCAUUGUCAAGAUUAUGAUCAGGCAAGGAGUGACCGAGGAGGAAGUGAAGGAGACGGACAGGAACAGAAGAUCUGGCCUCAUCAUGGCGUGUUACCAUGGCUACAUCGACGUGGUCAUCGCCCUCUCUCAGUGUCCGUACCUGGAUGUUAACUGGCAGGACAACGAGGGAAACACCGCUCUCAUUACUGCAGCACAAGCAGGUCAUCUGUUCAUCUCCAACUAUCUGCUGAACUACUUCCCUGGUCUGGACAUUGAGAGGAGGAACUGUCACGGUUUCACGGCGCUGAUGAAGGCUGCCAUGCAGGGCCGGGCUGAGUGUGUCAGAGCGCUAAUGCUGGCAGGAGGUGAUAUCCAGGCACGGGACUACAGCCGCAGAAUGACACCCAGGGAGUGGGCUCUCUUCACUGGUCGAUACGAAACAGCCGCCCUGAUGUAUCGGCUGAUGGCCAAACCCUGUGCUGAGCAGUUCUGUGACUCCUUCUCCUUGGAGUGGCCCAUGCUGGAGGAGAUGGUGACCCAGGCCCGAGAGCCGAAGUCCUGCUGGAGACGUUUGGUCAACUUCAUCUCCUGCUGCCCUUAUAGGUUUUACAUCAACAACAAGGUGAACCCUGUGGACGAUGGCGUUCUUGACCACAUGGUCCGGAUCACCACCGGUGUCUCCAGUCCGUUCAUCGCCACCGGUUGCCGCACCGUCUGCCCGGGCAGCCCGCCGUGUGUUGGGAAGCGUCGUCACGCCGUGCAGGAGAUCCUGAGGAGGCAACGGGUGGCCGACCUGAAGCGCUUGGGCCCAGACAGACUGAACAACUACAAGAGAUUUUUCCAGAACUCGCGGGUCCUCCUCAUCCCAAAGACAAGGGAUCGGCGAGCCAGCCUGCAGCCUCAGCUGCUCAGCGAGGUGGCGGCGGCGUCCACGGUGGCCAUAAGACGAGCCAGUCUCCUGCCGCUUAACAUGCUGAGGAGAAGCAGCGUGCGGCCGGGCCUCGUGGUGCCCAAAGUGAGGCUCUGCAAGGCCCCGUCUCCAAAUUUCAUACCUGAAAAACUCAAAAGGAGCAGCAACCACAACAGCCUCCAGGUCCCCAAGUGGGAUUACAAGAUGAAGAGAAUAGAGAAGAGGCAGGAGGAGGACAGGCAGAGACUGCUGCCUCUGAAAAAGAGGAGGUGA